UCCUGAGUUCAGCUUUUCUGCUCAGUGUGACCAGAGCUUGGGUCGGAGAGACAAUGGAGUCCAACGCAAUCCAACUGACAAGGAUGGACUACGCCAUGAAGUCUCUCAGCCUUCUGUACCCCAGGUCGCUGUCCAGGCACGUAGCAGUGAGCACUGCAGUGGUGACCCAGCAGCUGGUGUCUAAGCCCAGCCGGGAGACUCCCAGGGCGAAGCCCUGUCGUGUUAGCACAGCAGAUCGGAAAGUUCGAAAAGGCGUCACGGCUCACAGCCUGGAGGACCUACUGGUCAAGGUCCAGGACAUCUUGAAGCUUAAAGACAAGCCCUUCUCCCUGGUACUGGAGGAAGACGGCACGAUCGUGGAGACAGAAGAAUACUUCCAAGCCCUAGCAAGAGAUACCGUGUUCAUGGUCCUGCAGAAGGGGCAGAAGUGGAAGCCCCCAUCAGAACAGCGCAAGAAGAGAACCCAGAUAGCCGUUUCCCAGAAGCCAGCAAAGAAGAUCGACGUGGCCAGGGUAACCUUCGACCUGUACAAGCUGAACCCUCAGGACUUCAUCGGCUGCCUGAACGUGAAAGCAACCCUCUAUGACACAUACUCGCUUUCCUACGACCUGCACUGCUACAGGGCCAAGCGCAUCGUGAAGGAGAUGCUCCGCUGGACCCUCUUCAGCAUGCAGGCCACAGGCCACAUGCUGCUUGGCACCUCCAGUUACAUGCAGCAGUUCCUGGACGCCACUGAGGAAGAACAGCCUUCCAAGGCCAAGACUUCCCUCCUCCCUGCCUGUCUGAAGAUGCUGCAAUGAAGAGCGGGUCUCCUCGGAGACCUCCUUCAGCCACAGCUGUGCCUGGGGACCCUGCGCUCUGCCAGCAGCACCCACAAGCCUGGCAUCCGGAGAGCUUCUCUCCCGCCUCACCUCUCACAGCACAGCACCAAGGAAAUGGCAGGAAGGGCUGGAGCCCUGGGGUGGGCUGCUCACAGGAGGACUUCCUGACCCCGCCCAGUUCCUUCCUUUCUGUCUCAGAUAGCUUAGAGGACCAACACUUGCCCCUGGCAGGCACAAAGUCUGCCCCUGUGUCCCCAUGUACCAUCCUCCGUGCCACUCCCUCUCUGGUGCUCCCCCGUCCUGGCUGCCCAUGCUCAUCCUGCGGCAGACAUUGCUGUGGUGCCUUGGCCCCAAUCAAGGCAACAAAAACAAACAACGUGCCGCAGCGCCAGCUAUGUCUAUGGUUAUGGUACCUGAGCGGUUAGGACUCUGUAGUAGGAGGAAAGGAGGGGGAGCCCCGGGGGUCCUCUCACCUGGGAUUUUGAUUACUCCCUCCUAGCCCCCAGCUGCACACAAUCCUGAGGCAUGCUACAGGAUGUUAGAGAUGGAGGUUGACUAAAGCCAGGAUGCCAGUGAUGCAGAUUUUGGGGGUCCUUACCUGUGCCAGGGAGGGACUUUUAGGGCAUGCAGAUGAUUCUGCAUCUCCUAGGCCCCUCCUGUAAGUAACUCAAUAAGCUAAUAGGUUCACCAAGCUGGACUUGGAUGGAAUCGUGACUUUGCCUGUCAUUGGUGCCCUUCCUGGGCUGAAUGGACAUAGUUUAUGUUCUCCAGGGAAAGUCACACAACUGCUUCUCUUGUUCUCAUUUUCCACUAAUGAGUGAAUGGUAUUAGAGUCUGCAGUAAAGUAUUUAUGCUGAUACCUCA
This is a messenger RNA of Grammomys surdaster, 1685 nucleotides long. RefSeq names its product cell death inducing DFFA like effector c (gene Cidec). The coding region runs from base 54 to 800 and encodes 248 amino acids. The transcript has 6 exons. Gene Ontology annotation, biological process: apoptotic process; regulation of apoptotic process. The record is from RefSeq and is a predicted model, not a curated record. Lineage: Eukaryota; Metazoa; Chordata; Mammalia; Rodentia; Muridae.